Pyricularia grisea is the source of this 3378-nucleotide messenger RNA. RefSeq lists its product as uncharacterized. Bases 514 to 2709 code for a protein of 731 amino acids. The transcript has 2 exons. NCBI's taxonomy places the organism in Eukaryota, Fungi, Ascomycota, Sordariomycetes, Magnaporthales, Pyriculariaceae. The record is from RefSeq and is a predicted model, not a curated record. Gene Ontology annotation, molecular function: phosphatidylinositol binding.
CCUAAACCUACCUUGCACGGGGCCGGCGAGCUUCCAACAUCUUGAUCUUUUGUUAGAUCUUCUGUUUGGUUCACUCCCACCAUUCCUAGUUUUUUUUUUCUGUCUCUUUUCGUCAUUUUUUCUUCUCUCUCUUCUCUCUCUCUUUGUUGUCUUGUUUGGGAAUCCCGCCUCCACCAAUCUAGCAAAGGUACCUAGGUACCUACUUGGUGUGCAGGCAGUUUUCGUCACAGGCAGCGCUCUGCUGUUUAGUAACGAAUUAGGGCGUUUGCAGGAAUCCCCAAAAAAAGAUAAAGAAAAAAGACCUAAAAAGACGCCCAACACCAAGGCUACGGUUUAGGGCUUCCUGACUGACGACGCCCUUUGCGCCACCGUCCUGACUGCCCUUUACAACUCACAUACGAGCGAGCGAACGAGCGAGCGAACGAACGAACCACCCGACUAUCACUUCUGCGCAUGCCGUAAAUACGGCUGAGAGCAGUAGCUCGCAGUGCUCUCACACUGUCAGAGACCAUCAUGCAACGAGUAUCCUCAUUGCUACCGACCUGGGAGCGCACCAGGUCGGUUGACGGCAGGAAUAGGAGCAGCAGCAGUACUGGCACAUCUUCUUCUCCCAAAAACAGCCAAAGCAGUAACUCGGGCGCCUUCGGAAGGGUCUUUGGCUGGGCUGAUAGAAUCGCCCCCUCUCGCAUAUCGGGUAGCAGCGCUGCACAAUCUACUGCAUCACCAACGGCCGCGGCGACAGCAACAACACAAACUGUCGUGUCCAAGUAUGGAAAGGAGACCUAUUGGCCGAGUAGCCUUGAGAGGGAGUGCGAGAAGGCCGCCCUCAUAUUGAAAUCUUUCUGCACCGAUGGGUUUCUCUCAUACGAGUCCGACGCCGGCGCCGAACUGGCAAACCCGUUGCCUUUACCAACACCAGAAUCGUCGAGUUCCACAAGUCAAGUCCAGAUAAUGAAGAAAGUGCCGCCAAGGAUCAUACAGAAAGCUGCUGGCCUGGCCAUUUUCUCAUGCAUGCGGUCGGGUCUAUGGAUGUCUGGUUCCGGAGGGUCCGGAAUCUUGAUUGCACGCAAAGCCGACGGCACCUGGUCACCUCCUUCGGGCAUCCUUCUCCACACGGCAGCUUUGGGCUUCGUCGUUGGUGUCGAUAUCUACGACUGCGUUCUGGUCAUCAACAGCUUCGCCGCCCUGGAGAUGUUCACCCGCUCCAAGGUUAUGCUGGGAGCCGAUCUGGGUCUUACCGUUGGCCCCGUCGUCCCAGUCGGCCUGCUGGAGAACGAUACCAGAUGGAAGGAACUUGACAAUAGUGUGUUAACCUAUUUGAAGGCUAGAGGCCAGCACCGUGCGGUGCAGCUCGACGGCUCCCUGGUGACUGAGCGGAGCAACGAGAACGAGAAAUUCUACGGUGCCGGCGUCGAGAUCCCAGACAUCCUGGCAGGAAACGUCAGGAAAGAGAUCCCUGAGAUCUCACCUCUCUUCGAGGCUAUCAAGGCUGCCGAGGGCCGAACCGACUAUGACUUGCGCAUCAUGCAGGCUUUGUCCCAACAGCCAGCGCCUGGUGAUGCCACAAUCGAAACGCCAGCAGGCACGCCGAUAUCCCCUAUAAAGCCAAAUUUUGGUCUUCCUGACGUCGAUGACCCGGAUCCUUUUGGUAUAAUCGCCUUGGAAAUGGCCGGACUCGAGAUUCGGGAGGCCGGGGCCAGGAAUCGCCCAGCUAGCACAAACUUGGACUAUUGCCCCAGUCCGGCGAGCCUGAUCUCCAGCAUUUCCCAACGCCAGAGUACGGAUACCUUUGUGAGCCGGAGCAACAGGGGAAGCUACAUGUCGAGCAGGACCCAGGCUACGUCAAUGACGGAUGCCUUUACGCAGACGGAUCUGGGAGAGUCAGCCAGGACGUCGCCCAGCCCCAGCCAUAGCGAUUUGAAGAAACAUAGCUCACCAAAGCCGCCAUCUGUGGCCGAGGAGCCAGAGGAGAUCGACUAUACCAAGAUCGACAUGAGCCCUCUGGAAAGCUUUAGUUUCCGCUACGGACAGCUAUCUGAGCCGUCUGCACCCACGCCAGUCGUCCAAGCAGAGCAGCCGCCCAAAUCCAAAAACUCUAAUGAUAUAGUGGAGGACGCCGCCUCGAUUAAGCUGCCCGAGGACGAGGAGGAAAGGGACGGCGACGCGGAUGACGAAGACGACGAGUCGGACGAUGAAGAACCCAUCAUAUAUGAAGUAGCCACAACUGCCCAGCCGACUCGCGCCGUGAUAAUGGCGAGGCAGGCCGCGCAGGUUGUUUCGGCAAAGGGAGCCUUGGUCACCAUUCCCAAGCGUCAUGUGCCUAGCUUGCCAGCCAGGAAUCCGGCACGAUCAUCCCAUGCUAGCCAGAAUGGCCUUGAUGUGAACGUAGCCUACCCCCAGAGUCCAGCUCGAUCUUCAUUUGACAAUACGGAGGCCGACCAAACACCCAAGUCAACCUUGCACCUCAGCACUCCUCCCAGGUCUCAUAAACGAAACUCGUCCUCGGUGUGCUUCCCCACCCAGGUCGACCCAACCACGCCCAAGGCGUCUUGCAUGAACGACGCCAGCUCGAUUGAUGAAGAGUUUAUGGGAGAGCCUCGCACGCCUCGGGCAGAUGAACAUGCUCAACAAACAACAGAUAGCUUUGGUCGCCCCCACGAACUCAAACUCACUCCUAAUCUCAGCACUGCCACCAUUCAAGUCUUGUAGGUGCAGUGGAUGUCAACACCAUCAAAUAAUCAUCAACACACGAAUCACGGAUCACAGCACCAAAAGCUCAACUGCAACGACCGAUAUGAUCUACUUUCCUUUUUUUUUAUAUUCCUUUUUUCUUCUAGCUGCUGUCUCUUCAUACACUUUUGUUAUGUAGGCGGUUAAAGGCGUCUCUUUCGCAUAUGAUUAGCCAAUGCGGAAGGGAACAGCUCUUUUUUCUCUCUUUUUCUCGUGUUCUUUCUUUUUCUUCACGGCUUUCUCUUUUUCCAGGCGUUCUUGGGCACUAUUGAUACCAAUAUUUGCGUCUGUCCCACGACUGAUCGCAUGGCACACCUCGCGGUGUAUGUUUAGCUUUACCGUCUUUCCUUUUGGGCUUUGGGUACUCUGAAAAAUUGGGAGUGAUUCGAUUCAUUUUGGAAUACCGAGGAACCGGUACCUCGAGUGACUUUGGACGAAAUCCAUUUUUACCUUCUCUUACCACGAACUUUUGGGACAUAUUUGAUAUUGCAGCGUUAUUUAUAGUGUUUAGACAGGAGCCUGCCUGUUCGGUCGAAUGGGUAUGGUUUGGGGGCGGAGACGAUGCGAGACGCUGGCGAACGGCCAGGCCAAGGUUUUCUUGGGAUGCCCGACGAAACCAAAAUAGACACAUAGGACGAAGUACCGUGC